This is a messenger RNA of Aureobasidium uvarum, 1669 nucleotides long. The record is from the annotation of a GenBank genome assembly. NCBI's taxonomy places the organism in Eukaryota, Fungi, Ascomycota, Dothideomycetes, Dothideales, Saccotheciaceae.
AAUGACAAAUUCAGACUAUGGUCUCGAUGUGCCUGGUACUCAACAGCUUGUUGAUGUAAACCACGACGUUGAUGCCGUUCACCAAAGCGACUCUGAUAUCCUCCUUAUCCCACGCCCAACGGAGUGCGGCUCUGAUCCUCUCACAUGGCCUAGAUGGAGGAAGUGUUACCAGCUCUUCUUGCUUGCGCUGUACGCAUGCGCAUUCUCCUUUGGAGAGAACACUCUGGGUGCCGCAUGGACGACGGUAUCUGAAGAUACUGGCGUUUCGUUGGUUAACAUGAAUGGCGGCAGUGCGCUCAACUAUCUGCUUCUCGGCCUCUGCAACGUCUGGUGGAUCAGCACUGCCAACAAAGUGGGACGGAGACCCGUCUUCCUUUUUACCACGCUUAUCUGUUGUUUGGCUGGCGUAUGGCAGGGCCGCGUUCAUGGUACCGCACAAUGGUUUCUAUCCAAUGUCUUGAACGGUGUCGGUACAAGUGCCUACCAAGCCGUGAUUCAGCUGUCAGUCUUCGAUAUGUUCUUCGCUCAUGAGCGGGAUGCUGUCCUUCUACCUGUUCGGCCAGCAACUCGGCAGCAUUCUUGGCCUCAUUACUGGAGGGAUCAUCUCGGAUCAUCUCGGCUGGAGUAUUGCGUUGCGAUGAUAGAUGCGGGUGUCUUAGUCCUCCUGACUUUCACCUUCGAGGAAACGCUAUUCCCAAGGUUCAUCUUCGAGAGUAUCCAAGGAGUUCUUCCAGUCACUGAGAGUCGAGCCAGCCCUGUGAUGUCUAGCACUGACAACAAAGGCUGUGUGAAGAAAGAUCUCAAUCGCGUUACCACCGUACAGUCCGAGGGUCAUAACAUACAGCAGCGCGACUUUCCUCAACGUACCUAUGCUCAGAAAUUGAAGCUCUGGGUGUACUUUCCAGAAGACAAAACGACGUACUUUCAGUACUUUCGUCGACCGUUCUCUCUUUUCUUCUUCCCCAAUGUUGUCAUCUCUGGUUGCAUAUUUGCGUUCGGCUGUACAGGUAGAGUGGUUUUGACUCGGCAUCCGCGAGUCACCUAUACUAAUUAUUUGACAGCCGGCAUUGUCUCUUUCAAUACAAUUUCGGAGAUCUUGACUCAACCGCCCUACGACUGGAGCACCUCAUCGACUGGCCUCGUCUUUCUUGCUGCUCUGGUCGGUAAUUUUGUAGGAUGGCUGACAGGCGUUAUGUCCGAUCGGAUAGUGCUCUACCUUUCACGCAAGAACCGGGGUGUGAAAGAGCCUGAGAUGCGUCUUUGGACCUUGUGCUUCUCUUUCGUUUACGCAGCGAUCGGAUACUUCAUGUAUGGAUUUGGAGCCCAAGCAGGGGCACACUGGAUGACAAUUGCCUUCGGGGUAGGCUGUAUGAUUGCUCACCAGGUCUCAGCUUGUUCCAUCGCCACGACAUACGCCAUGGAAUGCUUCCCGGGGAUUGGUGGAGAAUUGGUUGUGGUCCUUGCAAUAUGCUCGUCCUGCAUCAAUUUCGCCAUCAGUUAUAGCGUGCAGCCAUUCAUUGAGGCAGCUGGCUACGGAUACGCCUUUCUCUUCUUCGGUCUGUGCGUUCUUUGCUCCAUGCUUGCCGCGAUCCCCAUGAGCAUAUAUGGAAAGUCUUGGAGACGUAGAUGUGCCCCCAAGUGGAGAGAGUGGCUGUCGCAGAGACAAGAC